Messenger RNA from Tarenaya hassleriana, 692 nucleotides. RefSeq lists its product as uncharacterized. The transcript has 2 exons. The coding region runs from base 146 to 463 and encodes 105 amino acids. Lineage: Eukaryota; Viridiplantae; Streptophyta; Magnoliopsida; Brassicales; Cleomaceae. The record is from RefSeq and is a predicted model, not a curated record.
AAGCUUUUGCACUCUCUCUCUCUCUCUCUCUCUCUCUCUCUCAUCUCUAUCAAAAUUUCCACAGUUGCAGGCUUAGGACAGAACACCCCCAAGAGCUCCAAAACACUGAAAGCAGUGAAGAAAGAAGCCAAAAAAGGACUCAGCCAUGAAGAGACUGUGUGCAUCUGUAUCGACCAUUGCAGCCAUUCUUCUGCUACUUGUAGCUUUCUUGAGUGGCAAUCAUCAAGCAGAGAGUCGCCCCCUGUCAAGGGCGAGAGCUUCUUCCCCGGGUUCACCUCCUCGUGAAGCUGUUAGAGAUUUGCAGAUGAACAAGAAGACGAAGGACGAGCCUCUGGUGGGCGAAGAAGAUAGCUUCCGGAGGAUUCCAAGGAGCGGCUCAAAUCCUAUACAGAACAAGAGCGAUCCACCGGUAGAUGUCAGAGGCAGUAGGAAUCAUCAGAUCGCAAGUGCAGGAACACCGUAGAUUCAGUGUUAAUUUGUUUUCCCCUUCUUAGAUCUUCUGCAUUUUUUUGUAGAGUAGGGUACCAAAACUUGUUCUGGGGAGCUGUAAUGUAAUGAAAACAUAUGAUAUGAUCUCAAGAUUUUGCUGAUACACAAUCCGGGUUUCGAUCUUAUGGAUUUGGACCCAGAAAUGGCUCAAAGCUCACUGGCAGAUCUCUGUAAGUUUGGAAUGCAACAAGAAAAGGUGAAAU